Raphanus sativus (radish) is the source of this 1186-nucleotide messenger RNA. RefSeq lists its product as uncharacterized. The record is from RefSeq and is a predicted model, not a curated record. Gene Ontology annotation, molecular function: RNA endonuclease activity producing 5'-phosphomonoesters, hydrolytic mechanism; single-stranded RNA binding. Lineage: Eukaryota; Viridiplantae; Streptophyta; Magnoliopsida; Brassicales; Brassicaceae. The transcript is spliced from 9 exons. Gene Ontology annotation, cellular component: cytoplasm; nucleolus. The coding region runs from base 35 to 916 and encodes 293 amino acids. Gene Ontology annotation, biological process: DNA repair.
UUUGGGGCUCCCACCCACAGACUUGACAAGUAAUAUGUCCGUGAGCGUGGGUCUUCCGUCUCCGGCGACUGAACAUCACCCGGAGAUGGACAGAGAAGAAGCUUCAGACGAGUCUUCGACUUCGUCUUCAAAUCAGCUAGAGAGUUGGACAGAAGAACAGGAUCAGCUGAAGAAGAAACUGAUCACGCACGAUGACUUCCCCUGGAAGCUACCUUCAUCAACGGCACUCCCUCAGGGACCGGCGGAGACCCUUAAGUACGUUGGAGGUGUGGACAUAAGCUUCUCCAAAGACGAUUCCUCCGUGGCGUGCGCUUGUCUCGUCGUUCUCGAGAUACCUUCUCUCCGUGUGGUUCACAAUGAUCUCUCUCUCCUCCGCCUCAAUGUUCCUUACGUUCCUGGGUUUCUCGCCUUUCGUGAGGCUCCGGUUCUGUUGAAGAUUCUUGAGAAGAUGAGGGAUGAUCAGCAUCCUUUCUUUCCUCAGGUACUGAUGGUGGAUGGGAAUGGGAUACUUCAUCCACGAGGAUUUGGCUUGGCGUGUCAUUUAGGUGUUCUUGCUCACAUUCCUACCAUUGGGGUCGGAAAAAACCUGCAUCAUGUGGAUGGUCUGGAUCAUUCUGAGGUUAGACGGUUGUUUCAGCUCAAAGAAAAUGAGGAUGAGCGGGUUUUCAAGUUGGUAGGGUACUCUGGUUUUACGUGGGGAGUAGGAUUUAGGCCAACUCUGAGUUCUCUGAAGCCCAUAUACGUUUCAGUUGGCCAUCGCAUAUCACUUGACUCUGCGGUUGAGGCUGUCAAGAUGACCUGCAAGUACCGCGUGCCUGAACCUAUUAGACAGGCAGAUAUAAGAUCAAGAGCAUAUCUUCAAAAGCACCAACUUCGUCUCUUAAAAGAUUUGGGACCACUCGGAAUGGCAGACUGAACAUUAGUCAUUAAAACAACCAAAGAAGGCUGUGAACACCUUUCCACAUUAAAGAUCAUUCUGCAAUGUCUUUACAGAGAAGCUCCACACAAGUUUUUCCUUUAUUUAUCUCACUGACUCUAACUAAGAUUGUUUCGAAGAAAUGAGUCUUGUUGUAACAUGUUUGUAUCCAGUUCGUUGUAUGUAUUUUGCUUUAAGCUAUGUAAUAAUUCCCAUAUAGCUAUGUCACAUUUACUUAAAAUUUGAAUAUGAGAAUUAUGUUUUUUUUAA